This is a messenger RNA of Staurois parvus, 461 nucleotides long. Lineage: Eukaryota; Metazoa; Chordata; Amphibia; Anura; Ranidae. The record is from the annotation of a GenBank genome assembly.
CUAGAGUCCAUUGGUGGUGUGCUUUACACCACUGCAUCUAAUGCUUUGCAUUGAACUUGGUGAUGUAAGGCUUGGAUACAGCUGCUUGGCCAUGGAAACCCAUUCAAUGAAGGUCACUGUUGUUGUGCUAUUGACUCUGCAGACAGUUGGCGACUUCUACAAACUGUGUGCUUCAGCAUGCGCUGAAUCCGCUCUGUUAUUUUACAUGGCCUACCGCUUCCUGGCCACAUAGUCAUACCUUCUGUUGUAAUCGGUUGCUUCCACUUUGUUAUAAUACCACUUGUAGCAGUUGACUGUGGAAUAUUUAGUAGCAAGGAUAUUUCAUGGAUGGACUUAUUGCACGGGUGGCAACCUAUCACAGUACCACGUUUGAACUCACUGAGCUACUGAGAGCGACCCCUUUAGUAAUAUAGUGUAUUUUAGUAGAGUAGUAGGGAGUAUAUCACAGUGGGCAGUAGGUG